This is a messenger RNA of Monopterus albus (swamp eel), 3642 nucleotides long. It is a transcript of the gene scml2, whose product is annotated as Scm polycomb group protein like 2. Gene Ontology annotation, biological process: negative regulation of DNA-templated transcription. The coding region runs from base 425 to 2470 and encodes 681 amino acids. Lineage: Eukaryota; Metazoa; Chordata; Actinopteri; Synbranchiformes; Synbranchidae. Gene Ontology annotation, cellular component: nucleus. Gene Ontology annotation, molecular function: chromatin binding; histone binding. The record is from RefSeq and is a predicted model, not a curated record. The transcript has 14 exons.
UUUCUCUCCUUUAAUUGCACUGGUCCAUAAACAGUAAUAAAGCCUCCAGAGCCUGCAGGUUUAUGUCCUCGCUGUUUUCCUCGCCACCUUCUCCUGCAUGAAACACAGGAAGGUGCAACCUAAAUGUUCAGCUUUUCGUUUCCGUAUGACAUGUCUUUUAUUAUCAAACGCCGACACGAAACAUUAUCCGUAAUAAAGCGACGAAUUAAUUAUAUCCCCCUCUGUCUCUGAUAUUUUUAAACCUCCAGUGGAAAAUUAUGAAUUACAGCACUGCGCGGUGGACAUGCGCGGAGCUGCAGCGAAUAUGGCGGCUUGCAUCUGAUAGAAAGUGAGGAAUCUCCCAUCAAAAUACCCAGUUCAAACGUGUUUGUGUAGGUAUCAGUCUGUCUGACUUCACCUCCUCUGCAGCAGUGCUUUGGUCACCAUGGGCCGAACACCACACAGAGAUCAAAAAGAGGAGAAGAAGGAGAGACGAAGCAACAUCACAGCAGGCUCUGCCCUCGACAAAUCUAAUGAACCAUUCAGUUGGGAAGAUUAUCUGAGAGAGACGUCCUCCACUGCAGCCUCGCCUACUUGCUUCAAACAGUCCAGAGUCCCCCCCUCUAAUGACUUCAAAGCAGGUAUGAAACUUGAGGCACGGGACCCACGCAACUCUAACUCAGUGUGCAUUGCGACGGUCAUGGGAAUGAUGGGUACUCGCCUGCGCCUGCGCCUGGACGGUAGCGACAACACAAAUGACUUCUGGAGACUGGUUGAUUCGUCAGACAUCCAGCCUAUAGGGACCUGUGAGCGAAACGGAGACAUGCUGCAGCCACCACUGGGUUUCAGAAUGAAUGCCUCCUCGUGGCCCAUGUUCCUCCUGCGGACGCUGAGCGGAGCAGAGAUGGCCCCUGCCUCUGCUUUUAAGAAGGACCCACCUAUCCCUGCUAAAAACUACUUUCAGCCUGGUAUGAAGCUGGAGGCGGUGGACAGGAAGAACCCCUACCUGAUAUGUCCGGCAACAGUGGGAGAGGUCAGAGGUCAGGAGAUUUUUGUCAUGUUUGAUGGCUGGCGAGGUGCCUUCGACUACUGGUGCCCCUUUGAUUCUAGAGAUAUCUUCCCUGUCGGCUGGUGUGCCCUGACAAAGCACAGCCUGCAGCCGCCUGGAAACUUCUUUACCCUUCCCGGUGCACUCCUCGCUCCUGUUUCUUCCACCUCAGCCUCCCUUACUACACGUCGCUCUUCUUCCAAUUCCUCCUCCUUCAUGCAGACCUCAUACCGGCUGCCCAACCCCUUGCCACCCCUCCCUGUUCGCAAGGGUGUCCGAGGUCGUCGUCCCAAAUCCCAGACUAUUGCUUUGUUAAAGGCAGCGGCGGAGGCUGCGGCGGCGGCAGCAGUAAAUGGAGCAUCACAAAGCCCUGCCAGAACUAGCUCUGAGGCUGAACUGGCACCCAGGCCACACAAGAAGAGAGGACCCAAGCCUAAGAGCAAGAAGCCUCGGAUGGUUCAGGCUCUGGGGCCUUCAUCAGUUACAGCUCCGCCUUCGGAGACCAGACUGAGCUCCAGCCAUGUCUCAGUGGACAGCAGCAACAGCAACAGCUCAAAUGUAGUUUGCACAGUGUGUGUCUAUGUGAACAAGCACGGUGACUAUGGCCCCCAUAUUGACAGAAAACUGGUGCAGCAGCUCCCAGAUCACUUUGGUCCAGCUCCAGUCAAUGCAGUGCUUCAGCAGGCUGUUCAGGCCUGUGUGGAUUGUACGUACCAGCCCUCUGUACUGCUGUCGUUCCUACAGAGUCAGUCUCACACAGGAGGAGAGGUCAUCAGAGUUCGGUCAGAGCACGGUAUCCGCUAUGUGAAGCUACCUUCUGCUUCCAGUCCGUCUUCUGUACUGCGGUUCCUGGAGAACAUGUGCCAACAUCUAGAGAGUGACAGUCUUUUCAGCUCACAGCCAUUCAGCCCCUACAACAACAACACCCGCGUCUACAGCAGGACCAAGUCAGAACCACUGUCUCACGCUGAGAACGGCCUGUCCAAUGACGAUUCCACAAAGGAUCCAAGUACCCGCUCCCUUAACACCCCAUCAGACUACAGAACAACAAAGAAGGAGCGGUCAUAUUACCCUGGACACACAAACACACCGCCACCCCUACGACGUGUCAGUUCUACCUCGACUGAACUUGGUCCAGUGUGUACACACAGACGAGAAGAGGCAGCUAGUUCAACAACAGGCCCAGACCAUGUGAAACAGGACAAGGAGGGCUCAGGGAACGAUGCUUCUUCCUGGUCAGUUGAUGAUGUCAUACGGUUUGUCCAAGAAGCUGAUCCCCAGACUCUGGGCCCACAUGUUGAACUGUUCAAGAAACACGAGAUCGAUGGCAAGGCGCUGAUGCUGCUGCGCAGUGACGUCAUUAUGAAGUACAUGGGACUGAAGCUGGGCCCGGCGCUCAAGCUCUGUCAUCACAUUGAAAAACUGAAACAGACCAAACAUUAGAGGAUAAAGGCAGUCUCGUUUCACUGGCAACCAAACACACACAGAUACAUAAUACUCCGCAGGGAUGUAGUACAGUACAAAUCUUAACCAGGGUUGUAGCUUCCACUGAGGUCAUGGCCUCUGUAAUAUUUGUGAUUUUAGGAAUUAAAACUUACUAGCUGUUGGUAUUGUAUGUGCUAAUUUGACUACUUUAAGGCCAACAGAUACAAAAUAGCACUUUCCUCUGAAAUUUAUUCUUGGCAGCGUGGAGAAGUCUUUGAAACAGCAUUUAAGGACAUUUACAGACCACAAGUUACUUUCAUAUUAAAACAGAUACACAGUACAUUAAUUAAUAAUUUGCACAAGUGUAAUUAGUAUCAGAUAUCUGAGCAUCUGUGUGUUUUUUUUUGUCCACAUUAGUGACUUUUUGCCUUAUUACAAACAACUGGAGGCCAUAAUUUACGUGUCUUUUAAGUUACAGCUACAUUGCCAGUUUUAUACACGCACACAGACAUAUGCUGUAGGUCUUUGCAGUUUUGUCUCAGAUGUCCGGCUGAUAAAGUAUUUUUCUGUGAACAGAAUUUCAGGAUGGAUGUUCUGCAUUCAAGAUUGGGAAAGUUACUUCAGGUACUGACAGUGAACGUCUCAAUGCAUCAUUUCUGACAAUGCAAUAAAUGUUUCUGAAUGACUGCAUCUGUUACAGACUGUCACAUUUAGUUUAUGCAAGCCAGUGAGUGUAUGAAGUCAUAAGGAUUAUUCCCCACAGGUACUGAACUCCAGGAGCGCUCUGUUAUGUGAAUGAAAAGUGUUGAAGGGUUUCAAAAUGUUGGAGAAGUCUUGUUCCCUUAAGUUAGUCAUUGCAUAAAUUAUGCCUGUCCUUAAAUAGUUUAGUUGUUCUUUAUAAAGCUUAUAUAUUAACUUUAACAGAGUGGGCACCAUUUUUAUUUAAUUGGUACUUUGGAAGGAAACCUUUCAUCAGUUGUAAUUCUGCAGGCCAUAGAUGUAGAAAAUCAGUUACUGAAGAGUUAUGUCUCUUUUAUUUGUCUGUAUUGUAUGCUGGAAGACAUUCAAGCUAGAUGGUUUUAGCUUGAGCACUGAUGUGGCCUAAUGAUUGUGUUAUGCUGUGACAGUCACACUAUCAAACACACUACACGAGACAUAAAAACAUACAAUGGCAGGGAUGGUUUUUUUGG